AUGCAAUUAGUGCCGGUAGAAUUGAAUGGUUCCACUCUGAGCGGGAUCUCCGGGUCCAUCUCCAUUUCGUGCUGGAUCAUCGUGUUUGUUCCUCAGAUCUAUGAAAACUUUUACAGAAAGUCAUCCGAUGGGCUGUCACUACUGUUCGUGAUCUUGUGGCUAGCUGGUGACGUGUUCAAUCUGAUGGGUGCCGUUCUGCAGCAUUUACUGUCUACCAUGAUCAUUCUUGCCGCGUACUAUACCGUGGCCGAUAUCAUUUUACUUGGUCAAUGUCUAUGGUACGACAAUGAGGAAAAACCGGCAGUGGACCCUAUUCAUCUUUCUCCUGCUAACCCAAUGAACGAAAAUGUUUUGCACGACGUCUUCAACGAACAGCAGCCGCUGUUGAACACGCAAGGCCAGGCAAAUCACAUUGAUGAAGAAAUGGCUACUCCUUCGUCCAAUGGAGACGUUGCUGGUGACGAUUUGCGUAAAGCUAAUUCAAGAAAUUUCGUGAAGGACGUCUGUAUUGUUGCAGGAGUGGUUUUCGUGGGUGUUGUAUCAUGGUACGUGACCUACUGCUUAAACUACACGCAGUCUCCUCCCGUGGAAGACCCACCUUUGCCCGUUCCCGAAUUAGAAAUCAACUGGUUGGCACAGAUCUUUGGCUAUCUAAGCGCUAUGUUGUACUUAGGUUCAAGAAUCCCUCAAAUACUACUGAACUUCAAAAGAAAGUCUUGCGAAGGUAUCAGCUUCUUGUUUUUUCUGUUUGCCUGCUUGGGUAACAUAACGUUUAUUUUCUCCGUUGUUGUCAUCUCUCUAGACUGGAAGUACUUGAUUUUGAACGCUUCCUGGUUGGUUGGAAGUAUAGGCACUCUGUUCAUGGAUUUCGUCAUCUUUUCCCAGUUUUUCAUUUACAAAGGGAAUAAAAGAUUUAUACUAAAUUAA
Molecule: messenger RNA, 927 nt
Organism: Saccharomyces eubayanus
Lineage: Eukaryota; Fungi; Ascomycota; Saccharomycetes; Saccharomycetales; Saccharomycetaceae
Gene: YPQ1
Product: cationic amino acid transporter
Exons: 1
Coding region: 1-927 (308 amino acids)
Biological process (GO): basic amino acid transmembrane export from vacuole
Cellular component (GO): fungal-type vacuole membrane
Source: RefSeq, a predicted model, not a curated record